CGUAUUGGGGGUGAGCAACAGCUCCUGUGGAAAACAACAACAAUCGUUAGAGCAGAGCAGAGCAGAGCAGAGCAGCAAACAGAGAUGGUUCCGUAAAGCUCAACACUUCUGGUCCUUACCACUGUAUUCAGUCCAGCUGCUGCUAUUUCUACUGAAGCUUUAUACGUCGAUGGUGCCGAACCCAUGAACCUGGCCAGUCAAAACGGAGACGCUGGCGGAAGCCAGCUGCUCUUCGCCAACUUUAACCAGGACAACACGUCCUUAGCUGUUGGCACCAAAUCAGGAUACAAGUUUUUCUCCCUGUCCUCUGUGGACAAAUUGGAGCAGAUUUAUGAAUGUACUGACACUGAGGAUGUGUGCAUUGUGGAGCGUCUGUUCUCCAGCAGCCUGGUGGCUAUAGUUAGUCUGAAGGCCCCCCGGAAGCUCAAAGUCUGUCACUUCAAGAAGGGAACUGAGAUCUGCAACUACUCCUAUUCAAACACUAUACUGGCUGUGAAGCUCAACAGACAGAGGCUGAUUGUGUGCCUGGAAGAGUCGCUCUAUAUUCACAACAUCAGAGACAUGAAAGUGCUGCACACUAUUCGAGAGACUCCGCCUAACCCUUCAGGAUUGUGCGCCCUUUCCAUCAGCAAUGAUAACUGUUACCUGGCAUACCCAGGCAGUGCUACGAUAGGAGAGGUCCAAGUGUUUGACACAGUCAACUUGAGAGCAGCAAAUAUGAUUCCAGCCCACGACAGCCCAUUAGCGGCUCUGGCUUUCGAUGCUACUGGAACUAAGCUGGCUACAGCAUCAGAGAAGGGUACAGUCAUCCGUGUCUUCUCGAUCCCAGAGGGACAGAAGCUCUUUGAGUUUCGACGAGGAGUCAAGAGGUGCGUUAGCAUCUGUUCGCUGGCGUUCAGUAUGGACAGCCUGUACCUUUCUGCCUCCAGCAAUACAGAGACGGUCCACAUCUUCAAAUUAGAAACACAGAAGGAGAAGUAUGUGCCAGCCGAGGAGCCCACCACGUGGGGAGGUUACCUGGGGAAGGUCUUGAUGGCGUCCACCACCUACCUGCCUUCCCAAGUCACGGAAAUGUUUACCCAGGGGCGAGCCUUCGCCACCGUACGUCUACCCUUUUGCGGGCAUAAGAAUAUCUGCGCCUUAGCUGUGAUUCAGAAGACUCCCAGGUUGCUUGUAGCAGCGGCUGAUGGCUACCUGUAUAUGUACAACCUGGAUCCACAAGAGGGGGGCGAAUGCACACUAACGAAGCAGCACAGGUUAGACGGGAGUACCGAGCCCCCCAAUGAGAUCCUUGAGCAGGCGUCACAUGAUCGCCCACUUGUGGCCCAGACCUACAGUGCUGCUGUCUCAAAGGGUUACUGUGAAGAGCAGGGCGCUGUGGGAGGGGUGGGGCUUGACGACGACCUCAGCGACCUACGCUUAGAGGAAGACAACGAGCAACCGCCGCUCAUCCUCGAGACCGAGUGACUGGACUGAUGGCUGUACCCAUCGAUCAGAGGGCUCCUCUGGUGCUGCUAGAGACACGUGACCCCGAAAGGGGCGUGGACAGGAUCAAAGAUAGAGGCGGGGAGGGGGGAGUGUCUUUGUUUUUCUUUUAAAGUGUUCAAGAGCCUGUCUGCCAGUUUGUUCAUGCAUCCGUCCGUUCACAUACAUGUCUUCUUUUUUUCUUUUUCUUUUUUCCUUCCCCCCCCCCUUCCCUCCUGCGCUCCCUUUUCCCUCAGUUUAGCCUGAGCAGGCCAAACUGAAGCUUUGCAUGUACAUGUGCCAAAAGCUCAAGUGUGAAAAUGAGUAUCUGAGAGUGUGAGUGUCAUUUAAAAAAUAAAAAAUGUAGCUGUGUCUCUGUUGAAGACACUCUCACACACACAGCGAGCCCUGUGUGUGUGAGUAGAAACUGAUUGUGUAAGUGCCUCUCUGCCCCCGCUGUGAUGGCUUUCUUGUGUUUGAGAGGGGCGACCUCUUUUCAUUGGCUGAAUAAAAUCUUCUUUCACUUGUUCAAUCUUAA
Neolamprologus brichardi is the source of this 2002-nucleotide messenger RNA. RefSeq names its product WD repeat domain, phosphoinositide interacting 2 (gene wipi2). Lineage: Eukaryota; Metazoa; Chordata; Actinopteri; Cichliformes; Cichlidae. Gene Ontology annotation, molecular function: protein binding. The record is from RefSeq and is a predicted model, not a curated record.